AUGCAGGGUCUGAUGGGGGAGGGCAAAUCACAGUUCCCUUUGAAAGGGGGUAACAACUCGUUACCCACUCCUAACAAUCAACCAAACACCAUUUAUCUAUCCGAACAGGGUGUGUACCAACUCAUCUUCAAGUCGAAGUUAAAGUCUGCAGUGAAAUUUCAGGAGUGGGUCUUUGAGGAAGUCUUACCUUCCAUUAGGAAAACCGGCACAUACUUCCUCCAACAGAGAAAGCAGUUUGUCGCUAAAGAGUCACCACCACCUAUCCACCCAGUUGCAAACCAAAUGGUAUUGCUUAAUGAGGAUGACCUACACUUCCAGGUGGUGGAGUACGUCAGGGAGUACCACCCCGAAGCGCUAACUGUUGCUGGCCUUGGUGAAUAUUUCAGUGACGGUGUUGUGAGAGUUGAGUGUACGAGAAAGGUUACAUGA
This is a messenger RNA of Paramuricea clavata, 429 nucleotides long. The record is from the annotation of a GenBank genome assembly. NCBI's taxonomy places the organism in Eukaryota, Metazoa, Cnidaria, Anthozoa, Malacalcyonacea, Plexauridae.